CAUGGCCGGGGCGCUGCUUCGAUGGCUCGGGCGGCCGCCCGCGGGGACCCUGGGGUCCCGGGGCUGGGGGCGAUUGGGGCUCCGGGGCCACCGACCCCUCAGGACAUGUCCCUCCCUCAGCCAGGCUGCUGCAGAUCCCGAGGCCUGCCUGGCCCCCCCUCCAGGGGGUCUCAGCUACGUCCAGGGAGCCACCACUUCCCAACUCCUCUCCAAGACGGUGGGCCAGUGCCUGGACGAUACUGCCCAGAGAUUCCCGGACCGAGAGGCCGUGGUGGUUAUGCAAGAAGGCGUCAGGAAGACAUUCAUGCAGCUCAAGCAGGAGGUUGAUCAUGCAGCCGCAGGGCUCCUGGAGUUGGGGCUCAGCAAGGGAGACCGAUUGGGCCUAUGGGGUCCCAACUCCUAUGACUGGAUCCUCAUGCAACUAGCUACUGCUCAGGCUGGCAUCGUAAUGGUGUCUGUGAAUCCAGGGUACCAGGCCCAGGAGCUGGAGUUUGUGCUUAAGAAGGUGGGCUGCAAGGCCCUGGUGUUCCCCAGCUGCUUCAAAACACAGCGUUACUUCGAGAUCCUGCAGCAGGUCUGCCCGGAGCUUCAGGGGGCGAGCCCAGGAGCGUUGAAGAGCCAGAGGCUCCCAGAACUGACGACCGUCAUCACCCUAGACUCCCAGCAGCCCGGGGCCCUGCAGAUGAAUGAGGUCCUGCAGGCUGGAGCCAGCAGCUCCCUGGCCCGGCUCAGAGAAGUCCAGUCCUCACUGUCCUGUCAGGAUCCCAUCAACAUCCAGUUCACUUCGGGAACAACCGGCAGCCCCAAGGGAGCCACCUUGUCCCACCACAACAUCGUUAACAACGCCAACAACUUCGGUAGACGUCUGAACCUGCACACGGGGGAGCCUCGGAUGGUCCUGCCCUGUCCCUUGUAUCAUUGUCUGGGCUCGGUCGGGGGAACUGUGAUGUCCAUCGUGCUUGGCACCACGCUGAUCAUUUCCUCUCCGAGCUUCCAGGGCAAGAAGGCGCUCGAGGCGAUCACCCGGGAGAGGGCCACGUUUAUCUACGGGACUCCAACCAUGUUUGUGGACAUGCUGAACCAGCCUGACUUCUCCUCCUUUGACCUCUCCACCUUGCGAGGCGGGAUGAUUGCGGGAUCCCCAGCACCCCCGGAGCUCCUCAAGGCCAUCAUCAGCAAGAUGAACAUGAGCGAGAUGGUGGUUGCGUAUGGCACCACGGAGAACAGUCCAGUGACCUUCAUGGGUUUUCCCCAAGAUAACUUGAAGCAGAAGACCGAAUUUGUGGGUAGGAUCCUGCCGCACACUGAGGCUCGGGUGGUGGACUCAGAGACGGACAAGGUGCUGCCGCUGGGCACGCCGGGAGAACUGCAAACCCGGGGUUACUGCGUCAUGCUCGGCUACUGGGGUGACCCCCAGAAAACCCAAGAGACGAUCACUGAGGAUGGGUGGUACCGGACUGGGGAUAUGGCCAUCUUGGAUGAGCACGGGUUCUGCAAGAUCGUGGGCCGCUACAAGGACAUGAUCAUACGUGGAGGCGAGAACAUCUACCCUGUGGAGCUGGAAGACUUCCUGCAUCGGCACCCUCAGGUGCGGGAGGUGCAGGUGGUCGGGGUGAAGGACCAACGGAUGGGAGAGGAAAUCUGUGCCUGCCUCCGCCUGAAAGAAGGGCAGCAGAGUACAGCCGAGGAGAUUAAAGCUUUCUGCAAAGGGAAGAUUUCCCACUUCAAGAUCCCCCGUUACAUUGUGUUUGUGGAAAACUACCCCCUCACUGUCUCCGGAAAGAUCCAAAAGUUCAAGCUACGAGAGCAGAUGGAACAACUCCUGAAGCUGUGAAGCCAGUGAGGGGGAAGGAAAAGGCUACUCCAGAGGUGGUCCUUGGUCCUCAGCUCCUCCCUCCUCCCAGGACCCCAGGGAAGCCCCUCUGCCCCCUCGGAAAUGGGAUUUAUAUUAUCAUAUAGACUUCGGUCUUGGAGCUUGCUGAAAGUCCCCUUCCUUGGGGCUGUGUUUCCUUGGUUACCUGGCUCUUGCCCUGGGCACAAGGUGAUUUGUGUCUGAAGGAUUCAGUGUGGGUGUGGGAGUCGAACUCUGCAGGGGGUUAGCUGUAGGACCUCCGACUUGUCCCCCUCCUCCUUCCUUUCUCUCACCCGAGGAAGAACAUAAUAAUAAUAAUAAUAGUAUUUGUUAAGCGCUUA
This is a messenger RNA of Tachyglossus aculeatus (Australian echidna), 2193 nucleotides long. It is a transcript of the gene ACSF2, whose product is annotated as acyl-CoA synthetase family member 2. Gene Ontology annotation, molecular function: medium-chain fatty acid-CoA ligase activity. The transcript has 16 exons. Bases 2 to 1834 code for a protein of 610 amino acids. NCBI's taxonomy places the organism in Eukaryota, Metazoa, Chordata, Mammalia, Monotremata, Tachyglossidae. Gene Ontology annotation, biological process: fatty acid metabolic process. The record is from RefSeq and is a predicted model, not a curated record.